Molecule: messenger RNA, 2695 nt
Organism: Sander lucioperca (pikeperch)
Lineage: Eukaryota; Metazoa; Chordata; Actinopteri; Perciformes; Percidae
Product: hydroperoxide isomerase ALOXE3-like
Exons: 15
Coding region: 157-2166 (669 amino acids)
Biological process (GO): lipid oxidation; linoleic acid metabolic process
Molecular function (GO): oxidoreductase activity, acting on single donors with incorporation of molecular oxygen, incorporation of two atoms of oxygen; protein binding; iron ion binding
Source: RefSeq, a predicted model, not a curated record
AAGCACACACCAGGGGAGGUAGUUUCUAAAAGAUUAAAGUUAGGGUGGAGGGCUUGCUACGUAAAGCGACUGAGGGCAAGAACACAGACCACAGAGAGGGAAAACCUGGACCUGCAGCUACAUAAAAGGCAAAGAGAUAGUUUCCACGGAGUGACCAUGGCUGAGUACAAUCUAGAGGUAACAACAGGGGACAUGCAAUAUGCAGGAACAUGGGACCACAUAUAUGUCACCUUAUUUGGAACUGAAGGGCAGAGUGAGAGAACGGAGUUGGACAACUUUGGCCCCGACUUUACAACUGGGACAACAGGGACCUACACCUUGAAAACCAGUUUGUCUUUGGGGAAGCUCCUGCUUGUGAAGGUGGAGAAAGAUCCGUUUUUGUUCAGCCAAGACGAUGAGUGGUACUUCUCCAAAAUAGUGGUGACGACUCCAGAAGGAGAUGCCAUUCUUUUUCCCUGUUACAGAUGGAUCUCCAGAGGAGAACUGGUGGCGCUGAGAGGAGGGAAAGCCAUGAAGGUUUUUGAGGAGGAUCAUCCCCUGUUGAUUGACCACCGGAAAAAAGAGUUGAUACUUAACAAGAGCUCUUACCAAUGGAGGAUUAUGGCUGAAGGACUACCUCACAUCAACCAUUGUGAUAAUGCAUCUGAGCUCCCAGCUGAAAUCCGCUUCUCCAAGACCAAAACAACUGAAAUAGAUGACACAAAAAGGAGAAUUGGUAUUGAACUUAAGCUGAAGGGGCUGAUUGGAUCUACUGAAAAAUGGGAAAGGAUUGAAGACAUGAAAAAGAUCUUCUGUUGGAAAAAGACAGCAAUGUCAGAGUAUGUUGCAAAGCACUGGAAGGAAGAUGACUUUUAUGGAUCCCAGUUUCUGAACGCAGUCAACCCCAAUGUGAUCAAGCGCUGCUCAGAGCUUCCCCCAAACUUUCCAGUCACAGAGGAGAUGGUAAAGCUGUUCCUGGAAGAGGGAAGUUCUCUGCAGAAGGAAAUGGAGAAAGGCAAUAUAUUCCUCUAUGACCAGAAGAAGAUGGAUGGAAUACCCCCUAGAGCCUAUAAUGGUGAACCUCUGACCGUGACUGCUGGUCUCUGUCUGUUCUACAGGAACCCAGAAAACAAACUGAUGCCAAUUGCAAUACAGUUGCAUCAACAACCUUCUGAGCAGAACCCCAUCUUUCUGCCCAGUGACCCAGAGACUGACUGGCUGCUAGCCAAGAUGUUUAUCAAAAAUGCAGAUUCCAUGGAUCAUCAAGCAGUCCAUCACCUCAUGAACACUCACUUCCUGGCAGAGGUCUAUACUGUUGCCGCUCUCCGCAGCUUCCCUGUGAUUCAUCCCCUCUACAAGAUGCUGUUUCCACACUUCCGGUACACUCUCCACAUAAACACUGUAGGCCGCAAAUCUCUAAUUGGGCCUGAUGGGGCUUUUAGUAAAAGUUCACUUGGAUAUGAUGGACUGAAAGAGCUCAUGAGAAGGGCUCUCUCUAAAACGACUUACAGCUCCCUCUGUCUGCCAGAGAACAUCAGAGGACGAGGACUGGAGUCUAUCCCCAACUUCUACUACAGAGAUGAUGGCCUGAAGCUGUGGAACAUCGUCAACAGCUUUGUGAAGGCAGUAGUGGAGUACUAUUAUGCCUCAGACAGUGAGGUGUAUAAGGACACUGAGCUGCAAGAAUGGAUCAGUGAGAUAUUCACACAUGGCUUCUUAGGAAACAAAGCCUCAGGGUUUCCAGCAGGCUUUCAUACCGUUGAGGAAGUAAUCAAGUUCAUCACCAUGGUGAUCUUCACAGUGACGGCUCAACAUGCUGCAGUAAACAGUGGGCAGUUUGACUACUACUCCUGGGUGCCCAAUGGCUCGCUCCUGCUGCACAAAUCUCCUCCAACCACUAAGGGUCAGUCAAACAUGAACACCAUUUUGGAGACCCUCCCAGAUGUCGGAGAGACAGUCAGCUUUGUCGGAAUGACUCGUCUGCUUUCAGAGACAUACACAGAUGUUGUUCCGAUGGGUAUAUACCCCGAAGAACGAUUCGAUGAGCCUGCCCCUAAGCAGAUGAUUAAGGAAUUUCAAGCAGAGUUGUCUUACCUCAGUGAAGAAAUUACAACAAGAAACUCACAGCUUGAAGUACCCUACACAUAUCUGAACCCUGCUGAGAUAGAGAACAGUGUAGCUAUUUAGGAGAGUCUGAGCCAUUCUGCAUGAGAUGAUUGUAUCCAUGCAUUUCUUAACACCUGUCUUGCAGGCUGGGAGGUGUGUUAUACUUUGCAUUUACUGAUACAAUAGGUGGUAGAGACAGUUUAGUGAGGUGUUACAUGCUGGGACAAGAGGACUAUAUUUUGGUUGUGUCACGAUGAGUGGGCCCAUAUAAUGGUGACAUAUAGACCUACAGUACUAUGUUGAGCAGAAACUUAACUGAUUAACACAGGCCACUAGUUACCAAUUAGGCUGUUGCCCAAAACACCUAAAUAAUUGCGAAAGUGAAUGGUUUAUAUUUAAAGUUUUUUGCAUUUGUGUACAUUUCUGCUUUUGAUGUUGUUGUUUCAGACUUCUACAAGUGCAUAACAUUCAUAUAUCAAUCAUGAAAGCAGGAACACUCAAGUUCUGUAUCAGCAAUCAAAAACAGCAAUAUAACUCCGGGUUUCUAUCUGUACUGUUUCUUUUCUGUAACACAUGAGCAUAAGGACAGCGAUGAAAUAAAUAAAAACGA